GAAAUAGAUAAUAAUAGUUUAGCCACUGCUAUCAAAGUUGCUACCCAAUUAGAGGGAGAAAAGGAGUAUCAAAAAGAUACUGAAAAAGUGAAGUUAGCCGAAGAAGAGUUAAUAAAAAAAGAUCCACGCUUGUAUAUGCAAACCAUAGUUGACGCCAUCAAAGAUCGCCUAGAAGAUGCGGGGAUUAAGGUGGAUGUUAGAUACGACCUAAAAAAAGGAAAAGGAAAAUAUGUCGGUUAUAAUUUUGAUGACAUGGAGGAACGUUUGCAACAUUUUCAAGCCAGCAAAGUUAAACUAAUCAAAAAAAUUGGUGAAGUUACUGAGAAAGUAAAAAAAGAUAUAAAAACAAUUCAAGAGCAACUCAAAAGUUUCAAAUCCGGGGUUAAUGCUUAUCUCGAUAGUUUUUAUCAAAAGGAUAAAGCAAAAAUUGAUAAGUUGGAAAAUGAUUUAAUUAAUUCCUUGUCUACUAACCAAACUGAUUCGCCAAAUAAAACUCC
Ambispora leptoticha is the source of this 497-nucleotide messenger RNA. Lineage: Eukaryota; Fungi; Glomeromycota; Glomeromycetes; Archaeosporales; Ambisporaceae. The record is from the annotation of a GenBank genome assembly.